Messenger RNA from Anisakis simplex (herring worm), 582 nucleotides. Lineage: Eukaryota; Metazoa; Nematoda; Chromadorea; Rhabditida; Anisakidae. The record is from the annotation of a GenBank genome assembly.
AUGCUGAUCUUUAAGGACGCUUUUACAGCAAUUUACUGUUUCCUCAUUAAGAAAGGAUACAUUUCAGAUGAUGAGCUAUGCUCAGACUCAUUCCCAAUGAAAUUGGUUGACGAUCUGAUUUGGGAGUUCAAAGGAAAGCAUGUGAUCAGGAAGGAAGGGGAAAUCAUGCUGCCCGGGGCAAAUCCAUCUGCUGAAGAAGGCGAAGAGAAUGGUGAGGAAGAGCACAUCGAGAGGGGAAUCGACUUUGUGCUGAACCACCGGCUGCAAGAGAUGAACUGCUACGAGAACGUGCCCACUUUCAAAAGUUACAUCAAAGGCUUUAUGAAGAACGUUAUUGAAUUGAUGGAGAAGAAUGGCAAGUCUGCAGAUGAGAUUGCCACCUUCAAGAAGAAGAUCCAAGCUUGGGUUGUUUCUUUGCUCAACAAGGAUCGUUUCAAGCAAUUGCAGUUCUUUAUUGGCGAAAAGAUGGCCGAGGGCCACGGUGAUGGUCAAGUAGCAAUUGUUGAGUUUCGUGAAGAGGCAGAAGGUGAAGUGCCCUAUUUGAUGCUCGUCAAAGAGGCGUUGAUUCAAGAAAAGCAGUAA